UUUGUAACUCAGCUGGUGGUGCGCUCGGGAGGCAGAGUUUUGUACACGGAAAAUCCGCUUGCGAAACGGCGUUUGGACGACGGAAAACUAUGGCCACCCUACUACCCAAACCCGUGGACCCGGACGAGGCCGCUAAGCGGGAAAGCACCACCAAAACAACGGGUGUAUUUUUUCCCGAAUCCGACCUAGACGAGGUGGCCAAACAUUUCAUCGGAAACAUUCACCGCUACCGGGAAAACAUCAUAAUCCCAAAACUGUAUGGCGCGGUACAGAUUAAAACGAACGAGGAAAAGCUUGUAGAGGCCGCCUUCGAGAGCUGCGCGUUCAAAUCGUUUAUGAGCUGUGUGCUGGGCUAUGGUCUCGGUGCGGCAAUCGGUCUGUUUAGCUCGUCCGUCAAUCCCAGCAUCGCCGAUCCGAUGGCGGGCGAGAAGCAACAAACGGCGAGAGAAAUUUUCCGCGAAAUGCGCCAAGCGACACACUCGUACGGUAAGAACUUUGCCGUCAUUGGGGCAGUGUUCGCGGCCGUGGAGUGUACCAUUGAAUCGAAACGCGGCGUUUCCGAUUGGAAGAAUGGAACGUAUGCCGGAGCCGUAACGGGAGGAUUGAUUGGCUUGCGAGCUGGAGUCAAGGCCGGAAUUAUCGGAGCAGCUGGCUUUGCCGCAUUCUCCACAGUAAUAGAUUACUACAUGAGACACAGAUAAAUGCUUACUAAAAUAAUAGUUGUAGAAAUCCAGACACACUGUUACAGUCUGAUAACAUUAAAGUAAAAUAAAAACAAAAUAUUGUUGAGGUUUAGCCGAA
Molecule: messenger RNA, 801 nt
Organism: Anopheles stephensi (Asian malaria mosquito)
Lineage: Eukaryota; Metazoa; Arthropoda; Insecta; Diptera; Culicidae
Product: mitochondrial import inner membrane translocase subunit Tim22
Exons: 4
Coding region: 90-701 (203 amino acids)
Biological process (GO): protein insertion into mitochondrial inner membrane
Cellular component (GO): TIM22 mitochondrial import inner membrane insertion complex
Molecular function (GO): transmembrane protein transporter activity
Source: RefSeq, a predicted model, not a curated record